GGCAUCAACUUGGAAGUUUGAUGAUCAAAUAGCUAGCUAAGCUGCCGAAGCAGCAGCACUGCAGGGGGCAGCAGCAGAAGAAUAGAUAAAUGGAUUAAAUAAACAAUAUAAAGAGGGUGGACGAGAAGCAUCAGUGUAAAGACUUUAUUGGCCCUCCAACUGUACGGAUGUAACAAAACUAGGGUUAGAGAGAGGGGAAGGCAGAGAUGGUUAGGACCCACAGAGGCACCCCUUCCAAGCUGUCUCGCUUUGUUUGAGAAGCCUGGAAGACAAAAGGGUCCAACUUUUUUCUUCUUUUCACUCUCCUGCUCUUCAGUGCAAAUCAUGACUUCCCCUUCUCAUUGUUUCCCAUCACCCUCUUCUCUCACCUCUCUUCAUCAUCGUCAUUAUCAGCAUCAGCUAUUAGUAUUACAGCAAUAACAUCAAUGGAUAAAACCACCCAAUUACUGUUAAUACAGUUAUUGCUAUUUUAGCAUAAUCACUGCUCUUAGAUUCUCUUUCUUGACCAACCUUUUUCCCAUACUAACCCAAGCCCACCUCCUGCUCUUUCCUUCUAUGUGCCAUCCAAUUCCAUCACCGACCUUGCUCCUCUCUUGGCCCAUCCCACCUCAAUUCUAGGGUUUUUCUUUUCUUUUCUUUUUUCCCCCUUCCCUUUCUUUUCUUUGCUUUUAAUUCUGAUUUGUUUGCCCUCUCGAGUACCCAUCACCCUGCUUUCCGAUCUUUUCUUUCUCUGCCUAAAUUAGCAUACUUUGUGUUGUGAUCCUCUUAAAUUCUAUGGAUUCUCGGUAUAUUUCUUCCAAUUCUAGGGUUUUUCUAGGGUUUUUCUUUUAAGAUGCGGCUUAUUGUCUAUUGGGUCGACUUUAGUAUCACUUAAUCCUCCUCCAAUUUGAUCACUGCCUUCUUUUUAUACUGGAAUCUUCCUUCUUUUUUUACCUCAAUUCCAAUUUCGGAUUUGAACUAGGUUCUCUUGCCUUGCCUUUUCUUUUCUUUUCUUCUUUAGGAAUUUUCGAUUCGCUUUCAUUUCAAUUCAUGGCUUAUCAACCGAUUCCGGGUCCUAGCUCGGGAUCGAGUUCGAGUUCAGGGUUUCAAUAUUUGAAUUCUCCUUUUGGAGAUACCACUUACACCAAGGUUUUCGUUGGGGGGCUUGCUUGGGAGACUCAGAGCGAGACCAUGCGUCGUUAUUUCGAGCAGUUUGGAGAAAUUCUUGAAGCCGUUGUCAUCACCGAUAAGAAUACCGGCCGAUCAAAAGGCUAUGGUUUUGUGACUUUCCGGGAACCAGAGGCUGCUAAGAGAGCCUGUGCUGAUCCUACUCCAAUGAUUGAUGGUAGACGGGCAAAUUGUAAUUUGGCUUCACUUGGGCGACCUCGACCACCACUGCCUUAUGGUAUUAUAUCGUGUUAUACCAAUCUUAUGCUGGGACGUUUGAGACCAGCCACCCCAUUUAUUGCAAGUGUGCAAACCCCCAGGGGGACAUAUGUUGGAAAUUUUGGGUACCAGCAACCACUUCCUUACAACUACCAACAAGGAUUGAUGUAUCAUCCAUAUGGAUAUGCAACGUAUGGACCUGAAUAUGUCUACCCGCAGGGCGUCUACAACCCUUAUGCAGGUCAGCAGUACCUUCAGGUAUACGGUGUACCUGGAACAGUUAACACAGCAAUUUAUCCUUAUGGACAGUUGGGGCAAGCCCUUCCUGGAGGUCAUGGUUAUACAGCAGUGCAGGGGUAUGCCAUGCCAGGUCAUCAUAUUGUGCAGUUUGGUGGACCUAGUGUUAAUGCAAUAACGACUUCACCUAUGCCCUCUAUUCAAGCACCAUAUCCUACAGGUAUGGGUGCACAUGUUCCAGCACAACCACAGUUUAUAGUUCCUGCUCCUUCUCCUCAGUAUAUGCAGGGCAGCAGUUCUGACCAAACAGCUGGGUGAGGUGUUGAUAAAGGUAUCCUUAAGACUGCAGCAGGACUAAGAGCAGCGGAACUGCUACUUGAGUGGCGGGCUUCGAAUCUAGCCUUGCAAACUAUUUAUCUUGCAUUCUAGAGGUCAUACAUAGUCGUUCUCACCAGAGAAGUCAGAGGUCUGUGUCGCUCCAAAUGGCGGAGAAGAAAUGUGGAAGAUGCUAACAUUUCUUCCUUUACCCUAGUGUAUUAAAAACCUCAUAUACUACCAGAGCUGAGGAUGAGCUCCUGGUAAGUAUUGCAUUGGAUGGAUGCUGGAAUGGGUUUCUGGCAGCCAUAUCAUAGGAAUAAAACAGUGUAAACAAAAAAUUUAGAAUCAACAUAUGAUUCUUUUAUAGUGUUAGUCCCAGCAUUUGGGUGUAUAGGUUAGUCUUUGGUGCCUUCUGUUGGUGUCCUGCAUUGUAUUUAGAACAUGGUUUUGAGUUUUGUGCAUAUUAGUAGUAGGGGUUUCUCAUUGGACUCUCAACUCUUUUGUUUAUGAAAAGCCAAACUCAAAGAAUGAGGGAAGCUUCAGUUA
Hevea brasiliensis (rubber tree) is the source of this 2466-nucleotide messenger RNA. RefSeq lists its product as uncharacterized. The record is from RefSeq and is a predicted model, not a curated record. The transcript has 8 exons. Bases 1030 to 1920 code for a protein of 296 amino acids. Lineage: Eukaryota; Viridiplantae; Streptophyta; Magnoliopsida; Malpighiales; Euphorbiaceae. Gene Ontology annotation, molecular function: RNA binding.